This is a messenger RNA of Sorex fumeus (smoky shrew), 1532 nucleotides long. RefSeq names its product galactose-3-O-sulfotransferase 3 (gene GAL3ST3). Bases 225 to 1532 code for a protein of 435 amino acids. Gene Ontology annotation, cellular component: membrane. The record is from RefSeq and is a predicted model, not a curated record. The transcript is spliced from 3 exons. Gene Ontology annotation, biological process: glycolipid biosynthetic process. Gene Ontology annotation, molecular function: galactosylceramide sulfotransferase activity. NCBI's taxonomy places the organism in Eukaryota, Metazoa, Chordata, Mammalia, Eulipotyphla, Soricidae.
GGGGCGCACAGGGCCCGGGCGCGCUCCGGGCCGCCGCGGCUCCAGACAACGGGGGCGGGAGGCAGCGGCGCCCCCCGCCCCCCGCGCCCGCCCGCCGAGGAGAGCGCGCGGCGCCUCUCGGGAACGCUGGCCCUGCUGCCGGAGCCCCAGGAGCCCCCAUGAGCGCCGGCGAAGGGAGUCCUGGCUAGCGAGGCCCUGGCUGAACCAGGGCUGGGUCCCCCACCAUGCCACCCGUCCUCAAGCGCCUGCAGCAGGCCACCAAGACCAUGAGCCGCUGGAAAAUCCUGCUGGUGGUGCUCGGGUGCAGCACCGUGAGCCUCCUCAUCCACCAGGGGGCGCAGCUCAGCUGGUACCCCAAGCUGUUCCCGCCUCGCUGCCCGCCCGACCGCGCCUCGCCGCCGCGCCCCAAGCACCUGACCGUGGCCUUCCUGAAGACGCACAAGACGGCGGGCACGACGGUGCAGAACAUCCUGUUCCGCUUCGCCGAGCGCCACAACCUGACCGUGGCGCUGCCGCACCCGAGCUGCGAGCACCAGUUCUGCUACCCGCACAACUUCUCGGCGCACUUCGUGCACCCGGCCACGCGGCCGCCGCACGUGCUGGCCAGCCACCUGCGCUUCGACCGCGCCGAGCUGGCGCGCCUCAUGCCGCCGGGCACCGUGUACGUGACCAUCCUGCGCGAGCCGGCCGCGAUGUUCGAGUCGCUCUUCAGCUACUACAACCAGUACUGCCCGGCCUUCCGCCGCGUGCCCAACGCGUCGCUCGAGGCCUUCCUGCGCGCGCCCGAGGCCUACUACCGCGCCGGCGAGCCGCUGGCCAUGUUCGCGCACAACACGCUGGCCUACGACCUGGGCGGCGACCCGGACCCCGAGCGGCGGCCGCGCGACCGCGCCGCCUACCUGGCGGGCCUCAUCCGCCAGGUGGAGGAGGUCUUCUCGCUGGUCAUGAUCGCCGAGUACUUCGACGAGUCGCUCGUGCUGCUGCGGCGCCUGCUGGCCUGGGACCUGGACGACGUGCUCUACGCCAAGCUCAACGCGCGCGCCGCGGGCUCGCGCCUGGCCAUCCCCGCCGCGCUGGCGCGGGCGGCGCGCGCCUGGAACGCGCUGGACGCCGGCCUGUACGACCACUUCAACGCCACCUUCUGGCGCCGCGUGGCGCGCCUGGGCCGCGCGUGCGUGGAGCGCGAGGCGCGCGAGCUGCGCGCGGCCCGCGAGCGCCUGCUGCGCCGCUGCUUCGGGGAGCGGCCCGUGCUGCGGCCCGCCGCGCAGAUCCGCACCAAGCAGCUGCAGCCCUGGCAGCCCAGCCGCAAGGUGGACAUCGUGGGCUACGACCUGCCCAGCGGCGCCGCGGGCCCGGCCGCCGAGGCCUGCCUCAAGCUGGCCAUGCCCGAGGUGCAGUACUCCAACUACCUGCUGCGCAAGCAGAAGCGGCGCGGCGGCGCGCGCGCGCGCCCCGAGCCCGCCGCCGCCGGCGAGCCGCCCCCGCCGCCGCGGCCCAUCCGGGCGCUGCCCCGCGGCCCGCGCGGCCACUGA